Triticum turgidum subsp. durum (durum wheat) is the source of this 1704-nucleotide messenger RNA. Lineage: Eukaryota; Viridiplantae; Streptophyta; Magnoliopsida; Poales; Poaceae. The record is from the annotation of a GenBank genome assembly.
AUGAGUGUUCUUUUUUUUUGGUUAACAGCACACUUCACUUCUUCACUCAACUUUGCUAGCAGAGGGCGGGGGAAUUUCACAUGUAGUACAGUCAUACUCUUCUACAUGGAGCGAACAGAAGAGUUGAACACAACCCCGGCGGACGAACGGAUGACGCGCAGCCAGACGAGGCCCGCCGCGAUGCCACCAACGUCCACCUCGCCGUCGCCGGGGGACCUAGUGGCGCUCUCCGCCCGGUGCUCCACGAAGCGCGACCUCCGCCUCAUCCACGGCGCCCUCCUGCGCCGCCGCCACCUCCUCCCCGCCGCGGACGCCGUCGCGGCGCUCGCCAAGCUCCUCCGGUUCGCCGCCGUCUCCCCCGCCGGCGACCUCCGCCAAGCAGCCGUGAUCCUCUCCACCCACCUCCCGUUCAUUACCUCGGCCUCCACCCACCCCGCCUUCUUCUAUAACACCCUCAUGCGCGGCCUCGCCGCCUCCUCCUCGCCCGCCGACGCCAUCGGGCUCUUCGCCGCGAUGCGCCGCGCGGGCGCCGCGCCCGACGCCUUCACCUUCACCUUCGUCCUCAAGUCCUGCUCCCGCUGCCCCUCGGGCCGGCGCUUACCUUCCGACCUCCACGCCCAGGCGAUCAGGCACGGCUGCCUCGGCGAGCUCGCCGCGCACACGCACGUGCACAAUGCGCUGCUUCACGCCUACGCGUGCCGGGCGGCCGUCGACGAUGCGUGCAGGGUGUUUGAAGAAAUUCCGGCUCGGGACGUGAUCUCCUUCUCGGGGCUGCUCACUGCGCAUCUCAAAGCCAAUGAUCUGGACGCUGCCCGCCUCGUGUUCGACAAGAUGCCUCACCGGGAUGUCGUUUCUUGGACUGCGAUGAUUUCAGCAUAUGCCAAGGCUUGCCGGCCGCAGGAGGCCUUGGCAUUGUUUGAUGCCAUGCCAAUGCAGCCAGACGAGGUGACCAUGGUGAGUAUUGUGUCGGCGUGCACCACACUCGGGGAUCUUGCAACUGGGGAGCGUGUGCGGAGGCACAUUGAUUCCCUUGGUUUUGGAUGGAUGAUGUCACUUCGCAAUGCACUCAUGGACAUGUAUGCUAAGUGUGGUUCCCUCCCUGAAGCUCGAGCUUUGUUUGAUGGGAUGACGGUGAGGAGCUUGGCAUCUUGGAAUACGCUGAUCUCGGCAUAUGCAUCACAUGGCGAUCUGGAUAACACGAUUGCUGUGUUCUAUCAGAUGCUGGCAGAAGGAAACACUGUGAAGCCGGAUGGGGUCACGUUUCUCGCAGUGCUUAUGGCGUACGCAUACAAUGGCUGUGUUGAGGAGGGGCGAGCCAUGUUCAAUGCGAUGCAACAAGGCGGCUAUGGCAAAGUGGAACUAACAGUCGAGCACUACGGGUGUGUGGUGGACAUGCUUGGCCGGGCAGGGAAACUCGAGGAGGCAUACCAAAUGAUUGAGCAAAUGCCAAUUCCAAGCAAUGCUGUGAUCUGGGGUGCGCUACUUGGUGCUUGUCGGACUCAUGGGGAUAUUGACAUGGCAGAGCGGGCUGUGCAGGAACUAAGGAACCUAAAACCAGAGGAGGGUGGGUACUACAUUUUGCUCAGUGAUAUGUACACUUCUGCUGGUCGGAUAGCAGAGGCCACAGAGAUUAGACGUGCCAUGAAUGAGAGGGGGGUCCAGAAGACUACAGGCCGGAGCACUGCCUUUCUGCCUCAGCUUUAG